This is a messenger RNA of Dimorphilus gyrociliatus, 2428 nucleotides long. The record is from the annotation of a GenBank genome assembly. Lineage: Eukaryota; Metazoa; Annelida; Polychaeta; Dinophilidae.
CAUGUCCAAAGAUACAACUUGGUCUAAAGUAAAACUUACCAAUUUAAUUAAGGCUGUAAAGGACCACCCUUGUUUAUGGCAGAGUAGAAAUAGUUCUUUCAAAGAUACAAGGGUUAGAAAUGCAGCAUGGUCUGAGAUAUCUGAAUUAUUUGAAUCCUCGACUGAUGAGGUACAGCAACAGUGGUGUAAUAUACGGAAUCAGUAUCGUAGAACUAGGAUAAGUGCAAUUAAAAAUGGAACAUACUUUAGAGCCUACUAUAACUAUCAUAAAAUUUUGAACUUUUUGGACGAAUCUGAGUUUAAUUUGGAAAAUUCGAUGGAUCAAGACAUUACUGAUCUCGAAUGUGCUAAAGCCAAAUUAUUCGAAAUUCCCAAGUGUACAACACUAUCGGUAGAACUGAAUAAAGAUAAAUUUAAGACAGUAAAAUCUAUACCGACAAAUAAUCUUUUCUCAUCCAUUAAAAAUGAAAAAUCUUCGCUCCCUACGAAAUUUGGAAAGAGGGAGAAACCUAAAAACGUUAAUAAUAUGAAUAAGAAACUUAUUGAAAUUUUACCAAGGCAACAGCAGCAAAGUUUAACAUCUCAAGACUCUAGACAACUUAUUCAACCCGCUCAAAAUCAACGUAUUAUCUUUAUUCCAAAUUAUUGCAAUCGAAAUCGAACAAAUACUGUUACUGAAGCUCUAGAAAAACAUAAUAUUACUCUAAAUACGCUUACUACUAAAGUUGAAAAGACUGCUAAUCCUCAAAUUAAGGAGCAGGAUUCGAUAAUAAUUACAAAGCCUACUAGUAUUCAAAAAUUUAUGCUUUCAAUGGCUGACCAACUAGCUGAUUUGGAUGGUGGAAAACAAAGAGAAGCAAUGAUUGGGGUUAUCCAAACCAUUAAUAGAGGGAAUUUGAAAAUGAUUCUCUCUGUUUUUGUAACAUCCUUUUUCUGUGUUAUUUGUAAUACAACACCGAUUGAAAAACCUAAUAUAGUAAUGUUUCUUUCUGAUGAUUUUGGAUAUGGAGAUUUGUCCGUUUAUGGACAUCCUAGUCAGGAGCAGACGAUACUUGAUAAGAUGGCACUUGAAGGCAUACGAUUUACGAGCUUUUAUUCAUCAAGCUUUUUUUGUACACCAAGCAGAGCGGCACUUUUAACUGGUAGACUACCUCAUAGAAGUGGAAUAAUUGGUGAUAUAGGAAAAUUUUCUCUGCCCGUUCUCCUCCCAUCCCACUCAACAGGUUUGCCUCAUGAGGAAUAUACACUUGCAGAAGCUCUUCGAGACGGUGGCUACAAGACAGGAAUAGUUGGAAAAUGGCAUUUAGGUAUUAAUCAGUACAAUCAUAAGGAUGGAACAUUACUACCACAUACUCACGGCUUUGACUAUGUUGGCCAUAUACUUCCCUUCAGUCUUGAGCAAAAAUGUGAUGAUAUGGGUCACCACCAAGCCAAACAAAAUAGAAAUAGAUGUUUCGUUUAUAAGAAUGACACAAUUGUUGAACAACCAAUUAGGUUUGAAACGCUAAGUCAGAGAUUUCUUGAAGAUGCUCAAUCAUUUAUUUAUGAAACGACAAUGGAUAAAACGUCAAAUAAGCCUUUUUUCCUAUAUUAUUCAUUACCACAGCCUCAUACGCCUAUGUUUAAUAUGAAGAGAUUCAAUGGAAAAUCAAAACGAGGUCAUUAUGGAGAUCAAAUUCUGGAAAUGUCAUGGCAGGUUGAAGAAAUUGUAAAUUUAUUAAAGGCGGAAAAUCAGUUAAAUAAUACUUUAGUAUUAUUUCUAAGUGACCAUGGACCCCAUUUAGAAAUAUGUGGAGAAGGCGGAAAUUCUGGUCCAUUAAAAGGUGGAAAAGGAACUGCCUUUGAAGGUGGAGUGAGGGUACCUGCCAUAGCAUGGUGGCCAGGUAAAUUAAAGCCUGCAGUAUCAACCGAAAUUUUCAACCUAAUGGAUAUAUUUCCUACAUUGUUGAGUUUGGUAAAUAUAUCUCUACCAAAUAUAAAACUUGAUGGAUAUGACAAUCAUGAAAGUUUAAUCAAUUCUAAGAAAGCAUCUAAAAGAGAAACAAAUUUCUUCUAUUGUAGUCAUAUAUUAAUGGCUGUACAGUACAGAAAUUAUAAAAUUCAUUAUUACGAAUUUGAUAAAAUAACAGAGGAGGACAUUGCCAACAAUUGUAAGAAUGGUAGAUCAAUAAGAGACUUUUAUAUGAUGGGUUUGGAUUGUGAAAAUGCUAAAAAACUUGACACCGCUGCUUUGUACAAUAUUGAUAUGGAUCCCGGAGAAGCGAUGCCAUUAGAUAUUGACGAUCAUCAAGAUGUAAUCAACAAGUUUGACAGGAUUGUUAAAGAGCAUAAAGAGAAUUUAACAUAUAAUACUAUCAAUAGAUUAUCCAAGGAUUAUACUGAUUCUAAACUAACACCUUGCUGUAGUCCACCAUACUGUUUAUGUUAA